AUGAAGGAAGCAGCUUACGUUGAUGAGCUAAAGACUCUUGAGGAAUUCAAAACCACAGGUAAUGACUGGUUUGUCAAAGAAACGAGGAGAAGAGGCAAAAAGGCCACCCCUAAAGUACAGGAGGGUGAGGGGUCAUCAUCGCAACCAAAGAAGAAACAAAAGAAAGUAGCAAAAACGUUAUUAAUUGAUGAGCCUGAGGUUGAAGAGCCGGUGCAAGCAGCUAAUGUAGAAGCUGAGAAAGAGAAGGUUAUUGAUGAUGUAGAAGGUGAUGAUGUUAAUAAAAGUACGACAAGCUCUUCGAGUUCUGAUGAUGAGAUAGAUGAGACUGAACGUCUAAAAAGAAUUCAAGAAGCUACAGAGAAGGAAAAGCAGUUAAGGAAGAGGAAUAGACAGGAGAAAGAUGAUGCUGCAUACAUUCCAUCUCCUGCACACGUUUCUGAAUCUCAAUCACCUUCGAGUGGUAAGAAGAAAGCAGGUGCAAGGAAAAGGAUUGUAUCUCCGAAAAUCAAGAAAGUUACUACGAAGAUUACAAAGCUAAAGAUUGUUCUGAGGAAGAAACCAGCCAAAGAACCCAGUCUUCACAUUCCUCCGGAUAAUCUUGAAGAUAUUGGAGAUUUUGGCAUUGCAAACGAUGAACAAGUUAAGAAGCUAGAAAAGAAGCUGGAUGAUGUGUUGAAUGAUAACAAAAGAGUCGCAGCUGAAAGCAAGAUAGUUGCUGAUCGCGUAAAGAUUCUAGAAAUGCGUGUAAAGCGAUUAGAGUCUGACAACAAAGCCUUGUUGAAGAAGACUGAUACAGAUCAGACUGAGAUUGAUUUCCUGAAAGUGCAAGUGGCUGAGUUGGAAGAAGAAAAGGCUCGCAGAGAUGAACAGAAUAGAUAUUUCAAGAUGAAUACCAAAGAGCUUGAGGCUGCAAAGGCUUUGAAAGAGCAUGAGUUCUACAUGUUGAACAAAGUGGUUGAGAAUAUGCUUGGAAUGUCGAUUGAGCAAAGGUUUGAAGAAAUACAAGUUGAAGAACUUAGGGCAAAACGCCAAGCUGAGAUUGACGAACAGAUGAAAGAUAAGGGAAAGGGUACCGAAGGCAGUGUGGCAGUUGUUGAAAGAUCAAUUGUUCCAUCUUUAGUGAUUGAAAACCCUGUUCCUAUAUCCUCUAUUUCUGGUGUAUUUGAGGAAGAUGUAUCUUUAGAGGAUCUUGCUGCUAGAAGUCAUGGUUCUGAUAAUGACGAUGAUGAUGCUCAAGGUGGUAUGGGAAUUAAAGUAACUGAGGCUUCCAAUGAAAGAACUGUUGAUGAUUUUCUGAACGAUACUGUGAAUGAAGAGACAGGGGGAGCUGAAGGAAAGGGGGAGCAUAGUGAUGAUCAAAAUGUUGAAAAAGUUGAAAAGCUAAUUUUGAGAUUAGAAACUGAUAUGGAGGAAGGUGAACACCGAUAUACGUAUCCAUUAGAGGAGAUUAAAGAAAUGACACGUAUGGUGGAUCCGGACUUCAAAUUUGAUUUCGAAGAAGAAUUAAAUGCUUUUGACAUCAAUCAUCAACCUGAAUACGAGUACAAGUAUGUAGAGGAUGCUGAUAUGUAUGACAGGGUUGAGGUUGAGGAUUGCACAGAUGAUGAGAGUGUGAGUGAAGAUACUUCUCAGUAUCCUACGCUGAUGGAGUUCUUUACUGAAGAGAAAAGAGAUGAGUUGAGAAGGAAAGUGGCUGAGAUCUUAAAAGACAAAAAUUUCGAUGGUACUCCUAAGGAUAUGUAG
Molecule: messenger RNA, 1743 nt
Organism: Helianthus annuus (common sunflower)
Lineage: Eukaryota; Viridiplantae; Streptophyta; Magnoliopsida; Asterales; Asteraceae
Exons: 4
Coding region: 1-1743 (580 amino acids)
Source: RefSeq, a predicted model, not a curated record